This is a messenger RNA of Blepharisma stoltei, 396 nucleotides long. The record is from the annotation of a GenBank genome assembly. NCBI's taxonomy places the organism in Eukaryota, Ciliophora, Heterotrichea, Heterotrichida, Blepharismidae.
AUGCCUCCAAACAAUAAAUUAAAUGCAAAAAGAUGUUUAGAAAACAUAAAAAGCAAGGAAGAUCAAUUAAAUUUACAAUGUGAAGUUUGCCAGGAAAUAAACAGCUUUACAGUCAAGGUAGAUUCUUUCGAAAUGCCAAAAAUUUUGGUAUUUUAUGUAACUGAUACAUCGAGUAAGAAUAGAAAGCCUGAGACAGAAAUAAAUUUCCAGGAAAGUGACUAUAAAUUAUAUGCUGUAAUAUGCUAUUAUAAAGCUGAGCAAUGCAGCCACUAUAUUGCUUAUACUUGUGAGGAUGAAAAAUGGUAUCAGUUUAACGACGCUUUUGUGACAGAAGAUCUUCCUGACUAUGAUCAUGCUUAUAUGCUUUUUUAUUCAAAAUUAGGUAAUUCUAUAUAA